This is a messenger RNA of Trypanosoma grayi, 2280 nucleotides long. RefSeq names its product zinc carboxypeptidase. Gene Ontology annotation, molecular function: metallocarboxypeptidase activity; zinc ion binding. The transcript has a single exon. The coding region runs from base 1 to 2280 and encodes 759 amino acids. The record is from RefSeq and is a predicted model, not a curated record. NCBI's taxonomy places the organism in Eukaryota, Euglenozoa, Kinetoplastea, Trypanosomatida, Trypanosomatidae. Gene Ontology annotation, biological process: protein deglutamylation; proteolysis.
AUGAAUAACGAUGACAAGAAGAUGUCCAGUUGUCUUAACGGUGGAGAGUUAGCCAAGCCGGUGGCCAAAGACAUCGCGGAGGAUGACGCGGAUUGGGUGUACACACCGCCCCCGGACAAUCAGCGGGAGUUCGAGUUCCCUGAGGAUGGUCUUAUUUUCUCCUCCCGUUUCGACAGCGGGAACUUGAUUCAAGUUGAGCGCGUCGGCGCGUAUCGCUACAAUAUGUAUACAUCCCCUGACUGCGGCAACUCACCAAAGCAAACAAACAAUCGACAAUGGUUUCACUUUGCCAUUCGAGGUGGAAGUCGCGGCUGCGUCAUCACCUUCACGUUCGUGGGCAUGAUGCACAGCAAGAUGUUCACGUACGGGUGGAUGCCAGUGGUGGCGGUGUGCCCGGGGCGGCCGCAGUACACACGGCUCCCGGGCCGCGCCACAGUCGUCACUCUCGAUGCGAUGCCGCCGACGCCUGGUUACCCCGCGUUCGUCAUGAAGCCGUGGGUGAAGAAGUCCAGCGACGUGCAGGGAGCCGGUGACGCGGGCAAUGAGGACGCAGACGCCAACGGAAGCUCGGAGGGCCUACCCGAUGUCAUUGAAGUGCCUGCGGCUGCCACAAAGAAGAAGAAGAAGGACAGCAGCGUUGCGAUGAACCUAACCUUUGAGGUACGCCUUGACAUUGAUACGUCACUCAGUGCAUCGUCGUACUCCCUCGGCCACCCGCAGUGUCCGGCAACGUAUGUCGCCAGUAAUCACCCCUACUCCUACACAACGCUGCAGCAGAACAUUAAGGCAUGGAAGCAGCAAGUCGCGGGGACAGGAAAGAAUGGUAUUAGCCCUGAAACGUCAUCAGAAGGCGGGUCCGGGGCGUAUCCUUUGUCUACAUACUUUCACCAUGAGAUUCUUUGCAAAUCGUUGGAUGGACGAAAUGUCGAUCUCCUCACCAUCACAGACAGGUCCGGCAUUUGUACCGACAGAGCGCCUUUGUAUGCUGAGGGCGACAUACCGUAUUCCUCUGCAAUGGGUGAAACAGUACGACCUCAUCACUUUGUGGGAAAACAGUUUGUAGUGCUUUCCGCCCGUGUCCAUCCUGGAGAGAGUCCUUCGAGUCACGUAAUGCAUGGCUGUAUUGAAUUUCUUCUUAGCCAGGUAGACCCACGUGCGAUUGCAUUGCGCUCACGUUUCGUGUUUCUUCUUGUGCCGAUGAUCAACCCGGACGGUGUCGUUAGAGGACACAGUCGUGCUGAUACAGAAGGGGUCAAUCUUAAUCGCAAGUACAGAAAUCCUUCCAAAAGGCGACAUCCUGCACCCUACUGUAUACGAAGUCUUCUUCACUCCAUUGCCUCAGUUAGGGGACGACUUGCCCUUUUUAUUGACAUGCAUGCACAUGCAAAUAAGCGGGGGAUGUUUUUCUAUGGAAACUCCAUGGAUGCCCCAGAGCUUCUGCAGAGUCUCAUGUACACCAAACUGGUAGCGUUGAACACGCCAUAUUUUGAAUUUCAAUCGUCAAAUUUCUCGGAAGCAAACAUGUUUGCUACUGGGAAGACAGGUGAGGGCCGUGACAAUUCCAGCCGUGUGACGUUGUACCAGGAGACAGGUAUCGUUCACAGCUACACCAUCGAAGUCUCGUAUGUUAUAGGGAACACCUUGAAUUCACUCCCAGCUAUCUCGAACUACCCAGUGGACGAGCCCGAGGUGCUUCAAGGUACGCCAUGUCCCAAGUAUUCUCAGUCGGCAUUCGCUGAUGUUGGAAAAGCAUUGCUUGUAGCGCUGCUUGACAUGAAGGGAUUUAAUCCCAUGAGUCGUCUUCCUGUCACUCAAUAUCACACCGCGAAAGGGCUGCUAGCAGCGUUGCAACGGCAGCUCCAGGUUGAAUCGGCGGAGCGGCUGUUCAAAAUUGCGUUCAUGAAUGGCGGACAGGCCGCCCUUUCGCGAGAAACUGGUACUGACCCACUCUAUGUGGUGAUGGCUGCCCUUAGGCGCGAAGACCUCCCGGAUCUCAUGACGAUCAAGGAUGGUCGUGGGAUUCCCCCCAUUACAAUUCGUGGAUUUUCGGAUUUCAUGCCGCUUGAUCAGGCGGUUCAACUGCUGGCGCACACACCGCCGACGUGCCCUCCGCGCACGUUUGUCUGUGGCAGUGGAAGGCGGGCAAUGUCACAAAACGCCGGUGGAGGGCCGUCUGGGCGACGCUCCCUCAGCAACGCCGUGCCUGGGAUGCUAGUUGUGGGCAGCGCGACAGGAGCGGUUUCCACGGCUGGUCGAAAACCCCUUACUGGUGUUAAUUGA